GGUCUGUCCUCAUCAGCUGUUACUUGACCACAAAUGUGGGCAGACUGAUGUUUUUACUGGACAUUGUGUGGACUAUAAAAGGCCAUGGACAGAUUCAGACUGCGCAUUGAAAAUCAAAUUUUGUGAAGUGAACAAUUCCGGAAGGAUCAAAGAGUAAUCACCUGAGUUAAAAAUGGUCCGUUUAACUGUAGCACUGUUGUUUGUUGUUGCUGUUGCCUUUGUUGUUGCUGAUGAGGAUGAAGACAACUCCUGUGCCGAAACAAAUGAUUGUCCAUGUGGAAGCAUUUGCAAUGAUGGCGCAUGCGUAGAAGGUUGUUUGUUGUUCGACACAUUUAUGCCGGCGGGAUCCGAGUCUGAAGUGUACGGCAGAAAAUGUCAUUGUGGCGAUACCCCCGACGAGAAAGGAAUGUUGCUAGAGUGUGCUGAAAAUGUAGAGUUUGUAGGCGCUCCCGAAGGCGUCGCUGAAUGGGAGAACAACCCUGCUUGUGAAGUGACAGCCGAGGAGGCCCCGGCUGAUGCUGCUACCGAAGCACCCGCUGCUUAAAUCAUUAAGACCUUCAUCAUGUUCAAGUUACACCAAGUUCACGACCGCAUGUUAUUCCGACUUUGACUUGUAUAUAGAACAUAAUUAUUAUUAUUAUGAAAUAAAGUAGUGUCAUU
Ruditapes philippinarum (Manila clam) is the source of this 660-nucleotide messenger RNA. RefSeq lists its product as uncharacterized. Lineage: Eukaryota; Metazoa; Mollusca; Bivalvia; Venerida; Veneridae. Bases 173 to 544 code for a protein of 123 amino acids. The transcript is spliced from 5 exons. The record is from RefSeq and is a predicted model, not a curated record.